CUUUCGCGAGUACUACUAUUUUAUGCUACUCUCUCUCUCUCUCACUAACUAACAUUUCCGCCUUUCUAUAAUAAGCUGGUCUGGUCCAUAAUUGGGGAUAAUUAAUCUAAUCAUAACUCACUUCUCUAUCAAAAACCACCCAACAUUUUAGGCGAUUUUAAUUAAGCAGCUCCUUGUUUUCGAACAGCGGUUUUGGUUUCGCAAAACCGCUUUCCUCACGGCUUACAAUACCAGCUUCCUCGAAAACACAACCCUCACUUUCGUUUCGUUACUUUUCUUCACUCCAAGCUCCAAUUAAGAGGAGAGAAUGGGGAGAGGGAAGAUUAUGAUUCGUAGGAUCGAUAAUUCGACGAAUAGGCAAGUGACUUUCUCUAAGAGAAGGAAUGGAUUGCUUAAGAAAGCAAAAGAGUUAUCGAUCCUCUGUGAUGCGGAGAUUGGGCUGAUUAUCUUCUCCACCACCGGAAAGCUCCAUGAUUUUUCAAGCACCAGCAUGAAAUCUGUAAUUGGCCGAUACAACAAAGUCAAGGAGGAGAAUUACAAUCUGAUGAAUCCUACUUCAGAGAUAAAGGUAUGGCAAAGGGAAGCGGAAAACUUGAGGCAACAACUACAGUAUUUGCAAGAAAGCCAUAGGAAGUUUUUGGGAGAGGAACUUGCUGGAAUGAACAUCAGAGACCUCCAAAAUCUGGAAAAUCAACUAGAAACGAGCUUGAAAGGUGUACGUGUGAAAAAGGAGCAAACUCUGACUACUCAAAUCAACGACUUGAAUCAGAAGGGAAACAUCAUUCAUCAAGAGAAUAUGGAACUUCACAACAAGAUGAAUCUUGUUGUCAAGGAGAAUGAGGAAUUGCGGAAAAAGGUUCAUGGGCCGGGAGGAACAAGUGAAGAAAACGGGGUAACCCACAAUAUACAUAGCAUCAGUGAUGGAUAUCCUUUUUUACCUAUAAAUCUUGAGCUGAGCCAGCCACAAAAGCAAACAAAUGGUGCACCAAAAGAUGCAAUGAAUUUGGGGUUAGCUCUAUUUAACCCUAAUCCACAUGUAUAUAUUAGCCACUACGAAUGGUUUCAGCACCUGUCAAUCUUAUCAAAUGACCAUAACAUUGACAGGCUUCAACUGCAGCAAUAACACGUUGGCAGCACAGAAGAUGUGUUUAGCAGUUUUAUGUCAAGUUAUCCUACAAUCCUAAGAGAGAAUGGCUCUGAUGGAUUAGAAACUUUGUGGUCGACAAUAAACAUCUGAAACAGAUGGUCAUCAUGUUCAUUAAAUGUGUGAAGACUAGAGAUUUUUAUGUACAUAGUCUCAUGAUUAUUGUAAUGAUGGCUGAAGGCAGAAGCAAAGAGUGUUUAAGUUUAGCUCAAGCUAAUAUUGUGGUAAAUGAUGUCGCCAGCUAUAGUCCCUACUAAUGCUCACUGGAGACAAUGUCCAAAAUUGAUGCUUCAGUAAACGCGGAAAAUUAAAAUCGCCAUUUAUUGGGACUGGGGAAGAUAUAAGUAAAGGACAAGUUCAUCAAACCAUGUUUCUAGAAGUAAUUUAUUUUCCGUUAAUGGCAAGCAACAAACUAAAACCAUAGGUCCUGCACAAACUUAACA
Messenger RNA from Salvia splendens (bonfire salvia), 1587 nucleotides. Its product is annotated as MADS-box transcription factor 23. The transcript has 8 exons. Gene Ontology annotation, molecular function: RNA polymerase II transcription regulatory region sequence-specific DNA binding; DNA-binding transcription factor activity; protein dimerization activity. Gene Ontology annotation, biological process: positive regulation of transcription by RNA polymerase II. Bases 308 to 1123 code for a protein of 271 amino acids. The record is from RefSeq and is a predicted model, not a curated record. Gene Ontology annotation, cellular component: nucleus. Lineage: Eukaryota; Viridiplantae; Streptophyta; Magnoliopsida; Lamiales; Lamiaceae.